AGGGGGUUAGCUGGUUGGUAUAAUUAGUUUGUUCAUCUUGUCAACUUUCUUGAAAAGCAAAAGUUUUUAAUAUUUUGUUUUCCUCUUUUUGAAUCUUGAAGUUUGAUUCAAACUUCUCAUUUUAUAGAAUACUCUGUUAAGACUUUUUAGUUAGUAUAGUAUACUAGCUAUAUACUAGAUUAACUUUUUUUUUUUUUAUUUAUAAAGUCCCUUAAUUUAGUGAAGUUUUGUUACAUGUGUAUACUCAAGGUGGCAAAUUUUAGAAACAAAGCCAUUUAUAAGCCAAUAAGAGAUGAUGUGAUGUUUUCUGGGAUUAAUAGAGAAGAGGAGAUGUCUGUGAUGGUUUCUGCACUGACGCGUGUCGUGAGAGGUGAAGAUAAAGUAUUGAGUCAAGGUGAAGGAUGUGAUAUUGGUGCAGCUAAUUCUGGGGUUUCUCCUUCUUUGUAUUCAAUUUCUGGAGGUGUUGGAGAGAAAAGAGGACGAGAAGAGCAAAGUGAGCAACUGUUCUUGGCUGAUAUUAGGUCAUCAGGUGGAGAAAGUUCAAAUAUUAGGACUAUUGCCAGCAACACACCAACAACAGAAUCAACAUUCACAUACAUUACUCCCACAUAUGGAGAAGGAAAUAUUAAUCAUCAACCAAGAAGAAGAUAUAGAGGAGUUAGACAAAGGCCAUGGGGAAAAUGGGCAGCAGAAAUUAGAGAUCCAUAUAAAGCUACUAGGGUUUGGCUUGGUACUUUUGACACUGCUGAAGAUGCUGCUAGAGCUUAUGAUGAAGCUGCUCUUAAAUUUAGAGGCAGCAAAGCUAAACUCAACUUCCCAGAAAAUGUUAAACUCUUGCCUACUUCUUCAACUCACGAACAAUCACAAUUGAAGUUAUUCCCGCAUCAAAACGCUGUUGGUAAUCUGGGAUUACCAACGAGCACAUUUCCAACGGAUUACGUCGAAAAUACACGUGUUUCAUCUUUUUCUAAUAAUUAUCCUAUAAUUCACACUCAACCUAAUUAUUACUAUAAUAAUACUAACAUAAACCCUCAAAUUUUCUUGAAUGAUGAUUUUCAAAGGUUACAACCACCUUCAAGUUUGUUAAACCAAUUCCAGUACUCGUCAUCUUCUUCAUCAUCGUUGUCUUCUUCUUCUCAACUGCCUUUUCUUCCAAGAAUGUUUUUUCAGGGUUCUCAGCCUCCCCAGAACAGUGGAAAUGAUUUUCGGGCUACUUCGUCGGAUUCAACUUAUGAUCAUCCUUCUUCUUCUUCUAGAUAAUUUAGCAGCUAGGGUUUUUUGUUUGUCACUUCAAUGUGAUUUUUGAUGAAUGGAUUGUAAAUCAGAAUCGGCUUGCAUUUUGCAUAGUGAUCGGUCUAGCUGAGCAAGGUCAACUUUUCCUAUUCUGCUAAUUUUGUUGGGAUAUAUCUUGAGUGAGAGCUUAUAAAGUGAGAGUUAUUUCUGGAAAUUUCUUCUUGUAACGUCAAAGAAGAAUAUAAAAAGACGAUGAUUGAUGAUGAUGAAACGAAUAUCAGAACAAUGUAUC
Molecule: messenger RNA, 1525 nt
Organism: Nicotiana tabacum (common tobacco)
Lineage: Eukaryota; Viridiplantae; Streptophyta; Magnoliopsida; Solanales; Solanaceae
Product: ethylene-responsive transcription factor ABR1
Biological process (GO): regulation of DNA-templated transcription; ethylene-activated signaling pathway
Molecular function (GO): DNA binding; DNA-binding transcription factor activity
Source: RefSeq, a predicted model, not a curated record